This is a messenger RNA of Penicillium cinerascens, 2124 nucleotides long. RefSeq lists its product as uncharacterized. The transcript has 2 exons. NCBI's taxonomy places the organism in Eukaryota, Fungi, Ascomycota, Eurotiomycetes, Eurotiales, Aspergillaceae. The record is from RefSeq and is a predicted model, not a curated record. Bases 1 to 2124 code for a protein of 707 amino acids.
AUGCUGGACUGGAUGAAAGGGAAUGAGGGCGAUGCUGCAGACACCUCCAAGGUGCUGGAGCCGCCCGAGACUCCAGCUCCCGUGUUUGCGAUACGCGCCUUCAAAAGCGCCCUGUUUGGCACACCUGGCGCAGAAGAGGAGGAUAAGCACGUCCCACAAACAAAGCCGUCUGGUCAUCAACGCAGCAAAAGCGACACGACCAAUCCCAUCCACGUCCAGAAGGAAGAUCCGAAACUAGAACACGACGCGACCUUUAACCCUUCGGGCUCCCCGACCAAGAGCAUCCUCGUCACACCUGGCACAAUCGCCAACCGACGGAAGACUGUUUCCUUCGGCGAGGGUGUUGUUGACAAUGAAGGGAAACGCGAUGCUCGAAUCACCAAAACGCCUCCGAAUCCUGCGGGUAAUAUCACCACGCAAUGGAUGUCCGGGUCGGCCGAUGGCAAGCCGCGAAGCAAACUCACUCAGACCCUGAUCGAUGCGCGUGACAAUGCGUCGAAAAAUGCCGAAUCGUCGACCAAUUCUACGCCAGACUCCGCUUCUGACGCGAAGCCUGUCACGCGAUCCCUAUCCAAAGAUGAAGCAACCACUGAAGACAUCACGCUCAACUUGGACGAGCCGCGUUCGGAGUCUGGGAAAUAUUGGAAGACGGAGUUCGACAAUUAUCGAGUGCGGACUAACCGGGAGAUCAAGAAACUGAUUCACUAUCGGUCAGUCGCCAAGUCUUACGCUCGGAAGAAGGAUUCGGAGUCUCUACGGCUGGCAGACAAAUUGCGCGAAGAAGAAGAGAAGGUGGUGGAGAUGGAACGCCAGGUUUCACGGCUUGCCUCUGCGAUUGUCGGGGAGGGAUCCCAGGCCGGAAAGGAUGGAUUAAUACAAGAUCUGACCAAGCAGACUACCUUGGCGCUUCAAUACAAGCAGCAGGUCACUUCUCUGCGCAAGUCACUCGAACAGCAAGGUGUUGUCAAAGGUGAUGCGGUCCAGGCCCUUGAGCCGACGAAGGAAGAGCAACCUUCAGCGAACUCGUCGGAGCUUCGCAAAGUUCAGCAGGAGCUGAAGCAAGCAAACGCCCAAAUUGAGGAGAUGAAGCGCCAGAACCCAGACCUCAGCACACUCCAGAGCCUCGCGCAAAGCUCAGAAAAGAAAGCGCAGGAUCUCGAAAAGGAAAACAAGUCCCUCAAGCAAACCCUGGCACGCGUCAAACAAGAAAUGUCACGAUACGAAGGCCGGCGCAAAGAAAAGGAAACGAAACUCAAGCAGAGAGAGGCCAAAUUGGAAGCACGAAUCCAGGAGUACCGAGAUCGUUUGAAGACGACUUCUCAAGAACACCGUGCGUCAGAAGAAGCUCUACGGGCAAACUUCGAGGAAGAGCGUCGCCGAAUGCAAAACCAGAUCGACCUUCUGAAAGUACGAUCUGCCGGCACAGACCGUGGCCCGACUCUGCGUUCCCUGCAACGCCAUUCCUUCAGCCCGCGCAAAGAGUACUCAGGUGUGCAUGUGUAUGACUUUGCAGGCAAUGACCACCCAGAAAUUGAAGAAGAGGCUACCGAGGACCUCGAAGCACCCCCAAGCCCAAGCCCUCGCUCCAAAGCACGACACACUCGCAAUGUGACAACAGGAGCCCUCGACCUUAAACGGGCAGCUCGCGGCGUCGCCGCCGAUGACGACGAGGUCACACAUUACCUGAAUCAGAUCCUCCCCAAGCAACACAACGCUAUCAACCAAGAACGGGACGGGAUCCCACCCUCGUCGCCACCUGAUAUCGCGCCUCUCAAAUCCCUCAACCGCGCCCACACAAAAUACCAGUCCACUCGAGACGGCCAGCGCACAUAUCGUUCUUUAUACUUGCGUGAUCCGGACAAUGCAGACACAGGACACGCGCACACUCAACGCCCAAGAGCCCACAUCAAAUCCACCUUGGACUCGAUAUCAGGGCUUCCCGCCUCGCGGGCCAACUACGCAGGAUACACAAUUUCAGCGGGCGAGCUUGGUACGCGACGUGGACUAGCGGAUAUGAGAGGUGAACUUCUCUCGCCGGAAAGGGUGGCUGCGGCUAAGUCGAGGCUUAAGCAGAAGCAUGAUAGUCGGAAGGGAACGGCGCUGGCUGGGAAGGAGAAUUUCUGA